Molecule: messenger RNA, 228 nt
Organism: Trichomonas vaginalis G3
Lineage: Eukaryota; Parabasalia; Trichomonadida; Trichomonadidae
Exons: 1
Coding region: 1-228 (75 amino acids)
Source: RefSeq, a predicted model, not a curated record
AUGAAUUUAGCAAAAGAUCCAGUUAUUAGACGUCGACUAAUGCAAAUGACAAUAGAAAUAUUCGAUAAGGCUGUUAUUUCAGUAGCUAAAGCUGCAGCAUCAGAGCUUACAAUUGCUGAAAAGAAAGCUAUUGACAGAUUAGUUGUUAAAUACAUCGAAACAGCAAAAUACGUCGUUGUUGCCUUUAGAAACGCAAUAAGUAUUCUAAAAGAAACAGGAGAUUAUUAA